This is a messenger RNA of Calliphora vicina (urban bluebottle blowfly), 2094 nucleotides long. Its product is annotated as protein RER1. Lineage: Eukaryota; Metazoa; Arthropoda; Insecta; Diptera; Calliphoridae. Gene Ontology annotation, cellular component: Golgi membrane. Bases 541 to 1128 code for a protein of 195 amino acids. The record is from RefSeq and is a predicted model, not a curated record. Gene Ontology annotation, biological process: retrograde vesicle-mediated transport, Golgi to endoplasmic reticulum; protein retention in ER lumen. The transcript is spliced from 5 exons.
GUGGGCUUGUCAGAAAUAGGAGAAUACUAAAGAAGAAAACACAGAAAAGAAAUCUGCCGACUGUCAGUGGAAAAUUUAGUUUUACGAAAAAAAUUAGAAUUUUUAAGAAAAGUUCUUGUUUUUCUAGUUUAGACAAGCUUAGCAGAACAGCGGCAGCAGCGAAAAAAAAUAAAGAACAUGAAUUACAGAAAAAAUGAAAUAAUUAAAGUACGAAAGUCAUAAAAAAACGACGAUAACACAAGAUAGAAUAAGAAGAGGAGUAAAGAAAAAGUGACGUGUGAUUUUCUUUUUUUAUUAGUUUUUAUUUUUCAAUAUUUUGUAAUAAAUUCCUUAAAAAAAUACAAUUAAAACAAACUUUACCUAAAAAAGCGUAACUACCCUUUAUUGGGGUUAAAAACUACAAAAUUAGCAAUCUAGUUACUAGAAAUUUUGUAAUUAAUAAAGAAGCAGUAUAGACAAGGAGGCUACAACAACAAAAAGAAACUACAAAUUAAAAAAAACCUUAGUGGCAGAGAAGGAAGGUCGUAAUCAUAAGUAAAUAUGAUGAAUGAAGAUACGACGGCGUCAACGUCAUCCAGUGGCGGAGUGAAAAAGUUUUUUCAACGUAUAUCACAAAUUUAUCAAUCUGCCUUGGAUCGUUCUACGCCCCAUACAAAAGCACGUUGGUCUGGUGCUGCCUUUUUGGUUUUACUCUUCCUGCUACGCAUAUUUUUAAACCAGGGCUGGUAUAUUGUUUGCUAUGCUCUGGGUAUUUAUCAUUUAAAUUUAUUUAUUGCAUUUUUAACACCUAAAAUCGAUCCUGAAUUUGAUCCAUAUGCCAAUGAAGAUGAUGGUCCAAAUUUACCAACACGUAGCAAUGAAGAAUUUCGGCCGUUUAUUAGACGUUUGCCAGAAUUUAAAUUUUGGCUAAGCAUUACAAAAAGUACAUUGAUUGCAGUUGUCUGUACAUUCUUUGAAUGCUUUAAUAUACCCGUAUUUUGGCCCAUACUGGUCAUGUACUUUAUAACCUUAUUCUGUAUAACAAUGAAGAGACAAAUAAAGCAUAUGAUUAAAUAUAAAUAUUUACCUUUCACCCGCAAUAAGCCACGUUACCAACGUGUGCCUGAGCCAACGGAGGCAUCAAAGUGACAAUUAGCCGCACAGACAUUGCCAGCAACAACAUUAAGCGAUAAAAAAGAGGAGAAACCAUCAGACGCCACAAGCGCCAUGUUGGUGGGUUCAGCAUCAACAACAGCUACACCAAUUUUAGCAUCGUCAUCAUCUAAAUCAGCAAUAGCAACCAACAAUACAGCAGCAACAGCAGUAACUAAUGUAGCAAAACCACCGCAAAUUAUAAUGAUUGAUGAAUGAAUAAAUUCGUAAAAAAAAAAACAAACAAACAACCAAAAAUGUUUUGAAUUUAUUUUCUUCAUUUAAAUAAGAAAAUCUUUUUAAAUUUAUUUUUAUUUUGUUUAACAAUUAUAAUUUUCUUUGUAUAUUGUGGUAUUAAAACUAGCUGCUCUGUUAACUUCUAUUCUAAAGUUGCCUAAAUAAUUAUUAAUUAUUAUUAAUUGUUUAAUUUAAAUGUUGUGUCGUCGUUGCAAACAAUGUCUUGUGCAUAUAAAAGUGAUAGAAAGACAAACAAAUGUUGUUCUAUCUUUAAAAACAAAUUCAAAUUUUAUUAAUUUACUUUAAAUAUAGUAGAGCUCUUAAAACUGUUUAAAUUACUAGAAAAUUUCUUUAAUAAUUAUUAUUGUGUUUUUUUUAAAUCUUAAUAUGUAUAAUUUACCAAAAAAAAAUAAUCAAAACUUGCUUUGCAAAGAAAUUCUUUCAAUUUUCUUUGUUUCUCUUAAGUUUAAUUAUAAAUAUUUUAAAUUUGUUUAAAUGUUAAAAUUUAGCCACCAAUAAUAGUUUUCUAGUAUUAAAACUAACAACCAAACAAAUCUAGUUUUCCUAACUCUUAAAAUUUUUCUUGGAAUUUUUUUUUUUCUUAAAUGAUUUUAUUUUUUGUAAAUUUUUCUUUGUUAAUUUCAUUUUAUUUUAUUUUCACUGUAAUAUAAAACAAUCAACCAACAAAAAACAAAAAAUUGAAAUAAACAAUAUGGUAAAAUAGUA